Messenger RNA from Osmia bicornis bicornis, 1231 nucleotides. Its product is annotated as transmembrane protein 45B-like. The record is from RefSeq and is a predicted model, not a curated record. Bases 111 to 899 code for a protein of 262 amino acids. Lineage: Eukaryota; Metazoa; Arthropoda; Insecta; Hymenoptera; Megachilidae. The transcript is spliced from 2 exons.
UUAAUAUACUUUAUAUACAUAUUUAUAGUAACGUUAUAUUGUAGAAUGACUGUCUGUAUUAUGAAAAUGAUAAAAUACGAAAAAGAUGUUCGUUCUAAUACCAAGGAACAAUGACUGAAUUCCCAAUGUACUCUGCAGAUAGCUGUUUACCAUACAUUCUUACUGGAUGUAUUUUUUAUGGCUUUGGUUUGAAGUGGUGCUAUGAAUAUGCCAAAUACUGGGUGUCUCUAAGAUCUAGAGAUGAUUCAAGUACAACCAAAGGAUUAAGACUGAUAGAAAAAUGUGAGAAGUUAUUAAAUAGACAUCCUAUUGAAGGGAGUUUAAAAUUAAUAGCAACUGCUGUAGGUUUAGCUGGUACAAUAACUGGUGGGAUGCAACAAGUUGGCAAUGUGUCUCCUAAAGUUGUACUUGCAACAAUCUAUCUGUUUUUUGCAUUCUCUGGUCUUGUUGAUGUUUUAAAUUUCUACUUUCCUCACAAUGUGAGUGAGGGAUUAGUUAAAUUGGCACUUGGUCAAAGCUUCUUCAUAGAAGGAUUUCUCUUCUUAUGGGGAAGUGUGGGAAGUAAUGCAAUAGUGAACUUAAUCUUAGCCUUUAUAGUAUGGACCACAUCUCUGGCUAUUGCCUUGGAACUUGUGUGGCCUGAAUUGAAACUUUUAAGAGCUUCUACAACACUUCUUCAUGGUGGUUGGAUAGCACACAUGGUACGGGUAUACCAUACAGGUAUACCAGUAAGACCAGAAGGUGUUGCUCUUAUAUUUUCUUGGCAUGUAGCAGCUGCUUCAGCUGUAACAUUAUGUGUGGUAGCAGUAACAAGAAGCUGUGCUCCUAGAAUCAUACUAGGAGAACCACCAGAGAUUCCUAUUUAUGAUUAUUGUCAAGAGCCAGAUCAGAGAAUGUAAAAAUCUCAAAUGAGUGCAAUAUAAUUUUGUGCUAUUAUAUAACAUUUAUGAUACGCAUAAAAAUAAUAUUUUUAGAGUAGCAUAUUACUAAAGUAGUUUCAAAAAAUCAAAUAACAUAUAAUACUUGCGAUUUUUACACGGUAUUAGUAUUUUUUUACUUAAUAUUUAUAACAUCGAGAUAUAUCUCGUACAACAACGAACAUUUUCUAUUUUAUACAACCCCUAUAUAAGCGCGAUAAUAUAUACAAUUUUCUAAUAUCCUGAAACAGUAGGUAAAAAUACUCAUUAGCAAUUAAGAGGUGCCUUACGAUAUUGUUGCUUAUUUAUUUAUU